UGGUGACAUCACAAAACAUUGCUCACAAUGGCUCCAGAGCACCUCAACUGCCUACCCACUCUCCCUAAUUCAUGCUUAGAUUCCUGAAGCCUCUACACAUGUAGUUCCAGGAGCUGCUGUUUUUAAAAUGCCAACAUCUCCAGCCACAAGCUCUUCCUGGGACAACCUCUUAAAUGCCCUUGCUCGCAGCUCAGUAUGGAAUUGGUUACAAGCAACCUUUAUGGGAGAGACUAAUGUGCCUCAGCCAACCAACUUGGGGGUACUAGACAACCUCGCACCAGCAGUGCAAAUCAUCCUAGCGGUCUCCUUUUUGAUUUUGUUGGUGAUUGGAUUAUUCGCCUUAUGGAAACGAAGUGUGCGGUCAAUCCAGAAAGUUGUGGUGUUUGUGAUCACGCUCUAUCAACUUUACAAGAAGGGCUCAGACUUUUUUCAGGCUUUGCUAGCCAACCCAGAAGGAAAUGGUCAACAGAUUCCAGACAAGAGUAAUAUCUUCCUGUCAUUGGGUCUGCAAGAAAAAAUUCUGAAAAAGCUUCAGGUGGUGGAAAACAAAGUGAAGGACCUGGAGGGGAUGAUCGUCACCCAGAGACCUGCCGUGAAGCGGGACUGCUCCUCUGAGCCGUACUGCAGCUGCUCCGACUGCCAGAGUCCCUUGCCCACAUCAGGGUUUACUUCUACAUCUGAAAUGUGACGGACUCCAGCCUUCUGCAGAAAAGCACUGCUUCCCUUACAUGUGCAGUUGUGUAUCAAUAAACUAG
This is a messenger RNA of Acomys russatus (golden spiny mouse), 755 nucleotides long. It is a transcript of the gene Tmco2, whose product is annotated as transmembrane and coiled-coil domains 2. The coding region runs from base 128 to 688 and encodes 186 amino acids. Lineage: Eukaryota; Metazoa; Chordata; Mammalia; Rodentia; Muridae. Gene Ontology annotation, cellular component: nucleus. The record is from RefSeq and is a predicted model, not a curated record. The transcript has 2 exons.